AUGGCGUUGUUUGUUUUCCUUGCUGCACUCGUGUUAGUAGCCACAGCAGAUCAUGACUCCGGUCAGCCAGGUCAUCAAUCAGGUUUUCUGAGCAUCGACUGCGGUGUCGGCCCAGUCGGCGACCGCAGGGACACCCGCACAGGCAUCGAAUACGUCUCCGACGGUCUGUACGUCGACGGCGGCGAGAACCACAGGAUUGCCUCCAAUCAAAGUGCUAACGACGAGUCCCUGAAAACUCUGAGGAGCUUCCCGUCCGGAGUACGGAGCUGUUACACGCUCCCAACCGAGGAGGGUACGAAGUAUCUGGUGCGGAUGGUGUUCAACUACGGGAAUUACGAUGGCAAGGCGCACAGCCCGUCGUUCGACAUCCACCUGGGCAACAACUACUGGGACACGUUCCUCAACAGGGAUUACUGGUGGUCCGAGGCGAUCUUCGUCGCAUGGGCGAGCUGGGUGCCGGUGUGCGUGGUGAACACCGGCGGCGGCACGCCGUUUGUCAGCACGGUGGAACUGAGGCCACUGAAUUCCUCCCUUUACCCUGACGCCACCGUCGACGAGUACAUAUCCACGCAUGAAAGGACAAAUCUGGGCGCAGACCAUAAUAUACGGUAUCCGGACGAUCCAUAUGACCGCAUUUGGGAAUGGAGCACCAGCUCGUCAUUGGCGAACAUUUCCACCGAACAGACCAUCCAGCAGGAUGACUUGUUCCAAGUUCCCAUCCCCGUUCUUCAGACAGGUCUCGCUCCUGUCAAUAAUGGCACGGCGAUGAGCUACAUAUGGGACACGUACCAGAGCUCGUUGGGGGUUAAGAUGAUCCUACACUUUGCCGACAUACAAAACAGGCAAGUCCGGCUGUUUGAUGUCCACUUCAACGGCAUGGUGCACCAGAACUACAGCCCUCCUUACCUGUCCGCUGGAUACCUGUACAAUACUGAUUGGUAUAGGAGUACAGACGGCAACUACAAUAUCACUAUUCAAGCCACCAACAAAUCCAUGCUCCCUCCGAUGAUGAACGCAUACGAGAUCUACAACCGCAUCCCCCACGACACCCCGAGCACGUUCUCCAAAGACUUCGAUGCAAUGAUGGCUAUCAAACUUGAGUAUGGAGUAAAGAGAAACUGGAUGGGCGAUCCAUGCUUUCCAGUGAAAUUUGCAUGGAAUGGCGUGAAAUGUAGCAAUAUAACUAAGAACACUACGAGGAUAACAUCUCUGGAUCUUUCCAAUAGUAACUUGAAUGGAUCAAUAUCUGAUAACUUCACAUUGCUCACAGAACUCCAAUUCCUGGAUUUGUCUGGCAACAAUAUGAAUGGCCCAGUUCCAGACCCCCUCUGUAAAAGGUCUACAGGUCCUCUCAAUUUCAGGUAUGAAUCUGACAAAAACAUGUGCAACAAAACAAAAAGUCCGUCUCGCUCAAAAAAUAGAACAACUAUAAUAUCUAUUUCGGUAGUGGUUUUCAUGGUGGUAGUGGUUGGACUUGUUCUUUCUUGUUUAAUCUGGAGAAGGAAAAGAAAGCCCAAAGUCUCUACAUAUGAUGCUCCAAGGCCGGCAAAACCUCAUACUGCUCCAGUAAGUAUAACAAGUAAAGGGGAUCACUUGCACAAUUCUGAAAAUCGCCAAUUCACAUACAAGGAGUUGGAGAAGUUAACAAAUAAAUUUGAACGUUCCAUUGGGCAAGGAGGGUUUGGGCUCGUGUACUAUGGUCGUUUAGAAGAUGACACUGAAGUUGCUGUCAAGAUGCGAUCUGAACAUUCAUCGCAUGGUCUUGAUGAGUUUUUAGCAGAGGUCAAUAGCUUGACAAAGGUGCACCACAGAAAUCUAGUUUCUUUGGUUGGUUACUGCUGGGAGAAGGAUCAUUUAGCACUCGUUUAUGAGUACAUGUCUGAAGGAAGUCUUACUGAUCAGUUGAGAGGAAAAACUGGUGUUGGCAAAACCUUGGGUUGGACCACACGCGUACAAAUUGUUCUUGAAUCAGCACAAGGUCUGGACUAUCUGCACAAGGGAUGCAGCUUACCAAUAAUUCAUCGAGAUGUGAAAACCAACAACAUUCUCUUAGGUCAAAAUCUUCGAGCGAAGAUAGCUGAUUUUGGACUUUGCAAAACCUAUCUCAGUGAAAUGCAGACUCACAUAUCAACUAAUGCAGCUGGAUCAGCGGGUUACAUGGAUCCUGAGUACUACCACACUGGAUGGCUAACCGAGAGCAGUGAUGUUUAUAGCUUUGGUGUUGUUCUACUUGAGGUAGCCACCGGUGAGCCUCCAAUAUUACCAGGCCAUGGUCACAUCGUUCAACGUGUGAAACAAAAGAUUGCUACUGGUAACAUCAGCAUGGUGGCUGACGCUAAGUUGAGAGGUGCCUAUGAUGUCAACUCCAUGUGGAAACUUGUCGACACUGCCAUGGCUUGCACAGCUGAUGCUUCUAUCCGAAGGCCAACAAUGGCUGUCGUGAUGGCACAGCUGAAAGAGAGCCUUGCGUUGGAGGAAUCUCGCGAGGAUAAUAGCAUCCAGGGUAGCUUCACGAGUACUACUGGAGGCCCGGUUUCAACAUUUGGUCCAUCAGCAAGAUGA
Lolium rigidum is the source of this 2562-nucleotide messenger RNA. Its product is annotated as probable leucine-rich repeat receptor-like protein kinase At2g28990. Gene Ontology annotation, biological process: protein phosphorylation. The record is from RefSeq and is a predicted model, not a curated record. Lineage: Eukaryota; Viridiplantae; Streptophyta; Magnoliopsida; Poales; Poaceae. Gene Ontology annotation, molecular function: protein kinase activity; ATP binding. The transcript is spliced from 12 exons. Bases 1 to 2562 code for a protein of 853 amino acids.